Panicum virgatum (switchgrass) is the source of this 3761-nucleotide messenger RNA. Its product is annotated as alpha,alpha-trehalose-phosphate synthase [UDP-forming] 6-like. Bases 870 to 3554 code for a protein of 894 amino acids. Gene Ontology annotation, biological process: trehalose biosynthetic process. The record is from RefSeq and is a predicted model, not a curated record. The transcript has 3 exons. NCBI's taxonomy places the organism in Eukaryota, Viridiplantae, Streptophyta, Magnoliopsida, Poales, Poaceae. Gene Ontology annotation, molecular function: catalytic activity. Gene Ontology annotation, cellular component: cytosol.
GUCCGUCACGCUGCUCCUCCCGGUCCCUGCUCGUCCGUCCGCCGCGGGGAGCUCAGCGCUCAUCCCCACCAGCUCUCUCCGCUCCGCUCGGCCGGGCGCGGGUGCCAACGGGAAGCCAGCCUUAAAAAAAACCAACCAGCUUGCCAAAGCUUAUCGCAUCUCCAUCCCUGAUCCCUCCGGCUGCUGGGUUGCUCCUCUUGCUACUUAAACAAACAGAUCGGCGGCCUCCCGGAGCGCAGCUCUUGCGAUCCUCAAGGGCCAGCCCACAGCACGCGACCCCAAGCUAGCCAGGAAUCGCUUCCCACCCAGUCCGGCCAGGCCACCACCGCUCUGCUCUCUCCCUGUCGGCAAAUCCGCCCUCCCUCCCUCCCGCCCGCUCGCAAGCUCGCAAUCCCCCUCCCUCCAAAGGGAUCGAUUCGCCAAAUCAGUUGCGCUUCUUGCUGAGCAGCCGGUGAGAGCAAAUGCUGGUCCGGGAGGGAGCGGCGGUCGUCGUCGGCGGGCACGCGGGAGGAUUCCCUUGCCCCCUGGCGGUCUGCCGAGGUAGUGGGCGUCCGAGCUGGAGCACCUGAGAUGUUGCUCGCUCGCCUGGCCUGAUCUCGGCCGAAAGCUCCCGGGUUUUUUGUUCUCGGAGAGGGAGGGGGCGGCGCCGCUUUUGGUCUCUCUGAUUAUUGCUUCCUCCGCCGAUUCGAUUCCUCGCGGGGGCUCCUCUCCUCCACCGGUGGGUGGGUGGAUCCUUUACCUCCGUGUCCGGGCAUUCGUGCUCCGCUCCUUGGGCCUGUAAGUUGUCUGCCGAAUCCCAAAUCUUCAGAGGUUCUGGUGGUGAUUUCUGCAAGGGGGGCGAGUGAGCAGUGGGAGAUCAAAUCUUGGCGAUGGUGUCGAGAUCCUACUCCAACCUCCUGGAGCUCGCCUCCGGGGGCGGCGGCGGCGGCGGCGGGGAGCCGCUGCCGUCGCUGGGGCGCCGCCGGGUGCCGCGCGUCGUCACGGCGUCCGGCAUUGUGCCGGGCCUCGACGCCUCCGACGACGACGACGACGCCGCGUCCGCGGCCUCCGACCACUCCUCUCACGCGCCGCGGGAGCGCGUCAUCAUCGUCGCCAACCAGCUCCCCGUGCGCGCCGCGCUGCGCCCGGGCGCCGGCGCCGGCGGCGGCGCCGGGUGGGACUUCGAGUGGGACGAGGACAGCCUCCUGCUGCAGGUCAGGGACAGCCUCCGCGCGCACCACGGCCGCGGGGACGUCGACUUCGUCUACGUCGGCGGCCUCCGCGACGACGUGCCCCCCGCCGACCACGACCACGUCGCGCACCUCCUCCUCGAGGGCUUCCGCUGCGUGCCAACCUUCCUGCCCGCCGACCUCCGCUCCAGGUUCUACCACGGCUUCUGCAAGCAGCAGCUCUGGCCACUGUUCCAUUACAUGCUGCCGCUGUCGCCGGAGCUCGGCGGCCGCUUCGACCGCCUGCUCUGGCAGGCCUACGUCUCCGUCAACAAGAUCUUCGCCGACAAGAUCCUCGAGGUCAUCAGCCCCGACGAGGACUUCGUGUGGGUGCACGAUUACCACCUCAUGGUGCUGCCCACAUUCCUGCGCAAGCGCUUCAACCGGGUCAAGCUCGGCUUCUUCCUGCACAGCCCCUUCCCCUCGUCGGAGAUCUACAAGACUCUGCCCGUGCGUGAGGAGCUGCUCCGGUCGCUGCUCAACGCCGAUCUCAUUGGGUUCCACACCUUUGAUUACGCCAGGCACUUCUUGUCGUGCUGCAGCAGGAUGCUCGGGCUCAAGUACGAGUCGCAGAGGGGCUACAUUGCACUCGAGUACUAUGGACGAACUGUCACAAUCAAGAUCUUGCCAGUGGGGGUUCACUUGGAGCAGUUACAGUCGGUUCUUAAUCUCCCAGAGACUGGAGUCAAGGUGGCUGAGCUUCUGAAGCAGUUCAAUCAUCGGAGCCGGUUGCUGUUGCUUGGUGUUGACGAUAUGGAUAUCUUCAAGGGAAUUAGCUUGAAGCUUUUGGCGUUUGAGCAGCUGCUGAUACAGCAUCCAGAGUGGCGGGGAAGGGUGGUACUGGUUCAGAUUGCCAAUCCAGCGAGGGGGAAGGGAAAGGAUGUGAAAGAAGUACAGGAAGAGAGCGAUGCAAUGGUAAAGCGCAUCAAUGAUGCAUUUGGGCAGCCGGAUUACCAGCCUGUUAUACUGAUCGAUAAGCCACUGCAAUUCUAUGAGAGGAUGGCAUACUAUGUUGUUGCCGAGUGCUGCUUGGUUACUGCAGUGAGGGAUGGCAUGAAUCUUAUCCCGUAUGAGUACAUUAUUGCUCGACAAGGGAAUGAGAUGAUCGACAGGGUCCUAGGCCUUGGCCCGUCUUCAAGGAAGAAGAGCAUGCUUGUUGUCUCAGAGUUCAUUGGCUGCUCACCCUCCCUAAGCGGCGCGAUCCGGGUGAACCCUUGGAACAUUGAUUCAGUGGCUGAUGCGAUGGACUCUGCAUUGGAGAUGCCUGAAGGGGAGAAGGUCUUGAGACACGAGAAGCAUCAUAGAUAUGUGAGCACGCACGAUGUUGGGUAUUGGGCGAACAGCUUCCUGCAAGAUCUUGACAGGAUUUGCCUCGACCACAACAGGAGGCGUUGCUGGGGCAUAGGAUUCGGGCUAAAGUUCAGGGUUGUAGCCCUUGACCCAAACUUCAAGAAGCUUGCAGUUGAGCACUUGGUCUCAGCCUACCGGAGGACAACAAAGCGCGUCAUUCUCUUGGACUAUGAUGGGACCCUGAUGCCGCAGACUUCGUUUGGUAAGAGUCCUACCUCAAAGACGAUAGACAUGUUGAACAGCCUUUGCCGUGACAAGAACAACAUGGUCUUCCUUGUGAGCACAAAGAGUCGGGCAACUUUAAGCGAGUGGUUCUCACCAUGUGAGAACUUGGGACUAGCAGCUGAACAUGGCUACUUUCUCAGGCUGAGAAGAGAUGCAGAAUGGGAGGAGUGUAUCACGGUGAUAGACCGCAGCUGGAAGCAAAUUGCACAGCCUGUGAUGAAGACCUACACAGAGACGACGGACGGGUCAACAAUUGAGGAGAAGGAGACUGCAAUUGUUUGGAGCUAUGAGGAUGCUGAUCCAGAUUUCGGCUCUUGCCAGGCCAAGGAGCUCCACGACCAUCUGGAGAGUGUCCUCUCAAACGAGCCCGUCUCGGUGAAAGCUGGCCUGAACCAUGUCGAGGUGAAGCCACAGGGCGUGAGCAAGGGCCUGGUGGCGAAGCGGAUCCUGUCGACGAUGCAGGAGCGCGGCGACCUGCCGGACUUCAUCCUGUGCGUAGGCGACGACCGGUCCGACGAGGACAUGUUCGAGGUGAUCACCGCGGCGGUGGCGCGGGGCCCCGCCUCCCUGCACCCGGAGGCGGAGGUGUUCGCGUGCACGGUGGGGCGCAAGCCCAGCAAGGCCAAGUACUACCUGGACGACCCCGCGGACAUCGUGCGCCUCGUCCAGGGCCUCGCCAACGUCUCCGACGACCAGGCCUCGUUGCACGGCAGCAGCAGCGGCGCCACCCUGCCCGAUGACGAAGCGGCCACCGCCACCAUCCGGAGGUGAAACCGCACCUGCCCGCCCGUGCGCAGGUCAGCUCAAGUAGGCGGCGGUAUGCUCGCUUGGUCCCAGAUGUACAUUGUUCUAGGAACGAAUGAACUCGCGCAAGUGCGUGCUGUGCUUGCGUGUGCGCUGCUUUGUCGAAUUGUCAGCCGAUGUGUACAUAAAACUCCUCCGGAUCAUCUCUCCAUCGAUCGCGCGGAGUUCUGUUCA